This is a messenger RNA of Solenopsis invicta (red fire ant), 7893 nucleotides long. It is a transcript of the gene msps, whose product is annotated as protein mini spindles. The record is from RefSeq and is a predicted model, not a curated record. Gene Ontology annotation, biological process: mitotic spindle organization; centrosome duplication; microtubule polymerization. Gene Ontology annotation, cellular component: microtubule plus-end; spindle pole; centrosome. The transcript has 22 exons. NCBI's taxonomy places the organism in Eukaryota, Metazoa, Arthropoda, Insecta, Hymenoptera, Formicidae. The coding region runs from base 279 to 6245 and encodes 1988 amino acids. Gene Ontology annotation, molecular function: microtubule plus-end binding; microtubule plus end polymerase activity.
CUCUAGAUACUCGAUCACCUCUCUGUUUGCGUUCCCGUUUGACAGUUAUAAGGGGCAUGUACAUUUGAAAAUCCGACGCGACGGACUUAAAUGGCCGCGCGAAGAGGUGCCUGAGAGAGCGAUCGUCGUCCGGUGAUCGCGCCUGCUCCCGGUGUUGCGCCCUUCGUUUCGGCGCGCACCCAUCCCGACGUCGCACGUUCUCCGGUGCCACGCGUAUUAAUUAAUCUUCCUGCUCUUCGACAUCUAUGCCGUCUACCCUGCUGCUAGGAUAAUCAAUCAUGGAGCAGGAGAGUACAGAGUAUAUGAAAUUGCCCCUGGAGGAGCGUCUUGCGCACAAGUUUUGGCGAGCACGUUUACAUGGAUACGAGGAAUGCGUGAAGACAUUCCAGUGCAUCGACGAUGAGAAGUCACCGGAAUGGAACAAGUACAUAGGCUUUAUCAAGAAGUUUGUGGUGGAUAGUAACGCGGUCGCACAGGAGAAGGGCCUAGAAGCGACUCUGGCUUUCGCAGAAAAUUCCGCGCUUGCCGGCAAGAUAGUCGUUGAUGUGAUGAAUGGCAUUGUGUCCAAAUGCAUUGCCGCGCCUAAAGCCAAGACGAAGGAACUGGCUGUACAGAUUACGUUAAUGUAUAUCGAGUUCGAGAAGCACGAGGCGGUGCAGGAAGAGCUGCUGAAGGGUACAGAGGCGAAGAAUCCAAAGAUCGUUUCGGCAUGCAUCUCUACCUUGACGUUGGCGCUCAAGGAAUUUGGACCCAAAGUAAUCAAUUUGAAGCCACUGAUGAAGAAAAUAGCGAACUUCCUGGAAGAUAGGGACAAGAUGGUGCGGGAGGAGGGCAAAGCCAUGGUGGUAGAGAUGUAUCGGUGGGUGGGCGAUCGUCUGAAACAGCAAUUGAACACAUUGAAACCCGUGCAUAUCACGGAGCUUGAGGCGGAGUUCAGCAAUCUCGGCGAUGAGAAGGUGGUACCUACGCGUUAUCUGCGCUCGCAAAAGCCGAAGAAUAUGGGCAACAAUGGCGAUUCGGCAGCAGCAAGCGAUAACGGCGAGGACGAAGAAGAUGCGGACGGUGCUUUGAUCCCGGACAUAGAUCCGUACGAAUUGUUGGCACCUGUGGACAUUCUGUUAAAAUUGCCGAAAGACUUUUACGAAAAAAUUGAAGCGAAGAAGUGGCAGGAGCGAAAGGAAGCUUUGGAAGCGCUCGAAGCGCUUGUAAAAAAUCCGAAACUCGAGAACGGCGAUUACGGUGACGUAGUGAGGGCCUUGAAGAAAAUUAUUUCGAAGGACACCAACGUUCUGGUAGUUACGCUGGCGGCGAAAUGUCUAGCUGGUCUGGCCGCGGGUCUGAAGAAACGAUUUCACCCUUAUGCUAUCGCCUGUUUGCCUGCCAUUCUGGAAAAGUUUCGCGAGAAGAAGCAGACAGUGGUGCAGGCAUUGCGGGAGGCUGCCGAUGCUAUCUACGAAAGCAUAAGCAUUGAUAUCAUUCUCGAGGACACUCUAGCUGCCUUAGAAAACAAAAAUCCGACCGUGAAGGCCGAGACGGCUGCUUAUCUGGCUCGAUGUUUUGCGCGUACUCCACCUGCGAAUCUCAACAAGAAGCUGCUAAAAUCUUAUACUGGCAUUUUACUGAAGACGCUUAACGAGCCAGAUCCGACGGUACGUGACAAUUCGGCAGAAGCGCUCGGCACAGCGAUGAAAUUGAUCGGUGAGAAGGCAAUGAUGCCAUUCCUGACAGAUAUUGACAAUCUAAAGAUGACGAAAAUCAAAGAAUGUGCCGAAAAGGCGGUGAUACUCGUCAAAGUGACGAGUACGAAGAAGGAACGACCCAACACUGCUCCAGCUAAAGUGGAAUCGCAGCGGGCGAACAAGACGAACAAGGAGAAAAACGGUAAAUCGAAUAUUGCGAAGAGGCCUAACACCGGUAUUGCGAUCGGAAAGAAGACAACGACUAAGAAACCGGGCGGUGCAUCAUCACUCACAAAUCUUACGUCGAAGAAAGCAGUUCAGAUGGAGAAGAAUUAUAGUCCAGAAGAGAUCGAGGAGUUGGCGGCGCAGGUCUUGCCAGCCGAAAUAAUCACUGGUCUCGUGGACAGCAAUUGGAAAACGCGUCUGGCCGCGGUCACGCAAUUGUCGGACACCAUCAAGACAAUGGAUCCGGCAGAGGUGCCGACCCAAGUGAUCAUACGGACUCUGGCAAAGAAACCCGGUUUCAAGGACACAAAUUUUCAGGUGUUGAAACUACGCGUAGAAAUUGUGAAGUACCUAGCGGAGAACCAUCCCUUUACAGCCACUGUGACCGAAUACUGUUUGAUGGACAUCGCCGAAAAGCUGGCGGACGCGAAGAACAGUUCGAUCGCCACCGAGACUUUGCUGGGAAUCGCAGAGGCUACGAGUUUCGAGUACGUGGCAGACGAGGUGGUAGCAUUCGCGUUCAAUCAGAAGAAUCCUAAAGUGCAACAGGAGACACUGCUGUGGCUGUGCCGCGGUCUCACGGAAUUCGGUUUUAGUCUCAACGUCAAGUCUAUCAUCGAGAACAUCAAGAAGGCGGUAGCGGCAACAAAUCCCAGCGUGCGCACCAGCGCAAUAACCUUAUUAGGUACUUUGUAUAUUUACAUGGGUAAAUCGCUAUUGGCAUUCUUUGAUAACGAGAAGCCGGCGUUGCGGCAGCUGAUUGAGCAAGAAUGCGAAAAGCGUAAUGGCGAAACGCCACCGACGCCUAUUCGCGGCGCCAAGGCCAAAAAGACGAACGCUAUCAACGCCGACGAUGAGGACGAAGACGUCGAGGAAUUAGAGAAAAAAGCGGGUGACAGCGAGUCGGAUCUUAACGAGCUGGUCCCGCGCGUUGACAUCAGCACGCAGAUCACCGAAGCGCUGUUGACCGAAUUGGCCGACAAGAAUUGGAAAGUGCGUAAUGAAGCGUUACAGAAGGUGAACACUCUGCUCAGCGAAACGAGGUUUAUUAAGCCGACCAUCGGCGAUUUGCCGCAGGGGUUGGCCCUACGUCUCGUCGACAGCAAUAGCAAGAUUGCCCAAGCAGCUCUAGGCAUAUGCGAAACAUUAGCGACGGCUAUUGGACCACCGGUAAAGCAACACGUUCGCACCUUAUUUCCCGGGUUUCUGCAAUGUUUGGGCGACAGCAAAAAUUGGAUCAGAGCGGCCGCGAUCUCUUGUAUCAAUACGUGGGGAGAUCAGUGCGGUUAUAAAGAGUUCUUCGAUGGCGAGAUGGUAGGCGAUGCAUUGAAGACAGGCUCGCCAAUGUUGCGAUCCGAACUGUGGAGUUGGCUGGCGCAAAAAUUGCCUCCUAUUCCGGUGAAACAAAUUUCUAAGGAGGAGCUUUUCGUAUGUCUUCCUUUCUUAUAUGCUAAUCUGGAAGAUCGUAACUCGGACGUACGAAAGAACGCUCAGGAAGCUGUUCUUGGUUUCAUGAUUCAUCUUUCCUACGAAGCGAUGGUUAGGAACACUGAAAAACUGAAGCCAGGAUCAAGGACAGUAGUAAUUGCUGCACUGGACAAAGCUCGUCCUAGUUUACCUAUAAAACCUCUACCUAAGAAAGAACCGUCAGACGAUAAUAUCCAGAAGGGUAAUGCAAAGGGUGCAAAAGUAGUGAAAGUGAUUAAAUCGAAGGGUGCAUCAUCAAAACCAGGCAGCGCUCGUAAAAAAGAUGACGAUGUCGAUACUGGUCCGCUGUUGGUGGUCAACAAUCUAAAGCACCAGCGUGUGAUUGAUGAGCAAAAGUUAAAAGUACUUAAGUGGAACUUUACUACGCCCAGAGAAGAAUUUGUCGAGCUUCUAAAGGAUCUUAUGACCGCUGCAAAUGUAAAUAAAACUUUGAGAGCGAACAUGUUUCAUUCCGAUUUUCGAUAUCAUCUAAAGGCUAUCGAAUCGCUCACCGAGGAUCUUGCUGAAAACAGCAAAGCAUUGGUGUCUAAUCUGGAUCUUAUUCUUAAAUGGUUGACAUUGCGAUUUUUCGAUACUAAUCCGUCGGUACUUCUGAAAGGAUUGGAUUACUUACAAUUGGUCUUUAAUAUGUUAAUUGAAGAUCAGUAUCACAUGUUGGAAACUGAGGCAGCAUCGUUUAUACCUUAUCUUAUUAUCAAAAUAGGUGACCCGAAGGAUGCUGUCCGUAAUGGUGUGCGAGCUUUAUUCAAGCAAAUGGCUCUGGUAUAUCCCGUGAGCAAAUUAUUCUCAUACGUAAUGGAGGGUUUGAAGUCGAAGAAUGCUCGACAACGAACAGAAUGCCUGGAUCAAUUAGGAUCGCUAAUUGACAAUUAUGGAGUUUCUGUCUGUCAACCCACGCCGUCUGCGGCAUUGAAGGAAAUUGCGAAGCAGAUAGCUGAUCGCGAUAAUUCCGUUCGCAAUGCCGCGUUAAACUGCAUCGUUCAGGCCUACUUCCUUCAAGGGGAACGUGUAUUCAAGCUCAUUGGCCAGAUAUCGGAGAAAGAUAAGUCUCUGUUGGACGAACGAAUCAAAAGGGCAGCGAAGAAUCGACCCACAAAAUCCGCGUCCGCUAUAAGACUUUCCACGCCCGCGGUCGCGACUUCCAAUCCACCGACUGAUGACAUGGAGGUGGAGGAUGACGAAGAAGAACAGGAAGAAAUUGUCGAGCCAAUGGAAUCAGUACCAGAACUGGCAUGUGCCAUGGGCACUACUGACAAUAAGGACGAGCAAGUGCCUUCUCUGAUCAUUACGUCCGAGUCUUCUUCAAAAACGGAUCAGGAAAUUGUCAACGGUCAUGAAACGCAAAAUCAUCUUUCCGAUCGAGAUGAUGCGAAAACGAAUUCUCCUACAUUAAUGCAAGCAAAGGUUCCAACGGGUCCUUUUGGACUGGACAUGGAAUUCUUACAGAGGCUUGAAUUGAGUGCACCAGUGAAAUAUCGUAAUCCAAUAUUAGUGGAACCUAGCUUAUCAGAUUUGAACGAACCGCCAGUUAACGUGUUAAACCCGCCCAAGACGCAAAUGAUACCAAUUUCGCCUCCGAAAUUAUUAGUGUCGAAAUCAUCGUCUGUUGUAUCACCUACUGCUAGCAGUAAAGAUGACACACUCGAGCGUAACAUCUUAUCUAUGGCCAGUAUGGAUUUGUCUACGGCGAUACAAUCCAUGAAUGCAAUAGAAAACUUAUUAAAAUCUCAUCAAGCGGCAAACUUACAAUCCAGAGAGGAUAAAUUCAUCGGUUCAAUAAAUAUGCAACUCAAGCUAUUGCAAACAUAUCCGUUACGUCAAGAAAACGCGGACGUAUCCAGAGGCUUUAGAAAUACUUUCCUAGUUAUACUUGUGUUUUACGAUACCGGAUUUCUCGGGAAGAAUGUCCCUUUUAUGCAUUUGAAAGAAUUAGUAGAUCAGAUGAUAAGUCUGUUGGCCGAAAACAAGUUGGAGCAUUUGCAUCAAGCUGGAGCAUAUUACAGAGUGAUCAAUAAUAUCAUGGUGAAAAUUAUUGACAAUUCUAAUCAUACCACUAUUAUAUGUGUAUUGAUCAAACUUCUUCAUUCCUGCGCCGAAUCAAAUGUUCCUUCGAAAUAUGAAGAGCUGGUGAUGAAAUGUUUAUGGAAAAUAGUGAAAACAAUGUCCAAUUGGGCCGCUGAUUUAGAUUAUGAUACGAUACUCUUGGAAGUUCACCGUUUUCUUAAGGAUUAUCCUACUACGUGGUGGAAGAAACGAAAGUCCGAUACUCCGUUACGGACAGUCAAGACAGUUCUUCACAGUAUGACCAGGGUGAAAGGCAGUUCGAUACUUAAUCACUUGACGCUAAUAAACAACACGAAUGAAUCUGAAUUACACGCUUACUUAAUAAGAUUAAUUGCGAGUCUUAAGCCAGACGAGAUAAACGCUGCAGCAAAAGCGAUACCAAAAUCGAAUAAUGUAGGAAGAACGCCGAAACACUUAUCCAAGUCCACUCGUCAACAAUUGGCCGAAAUUUUUAAAAAGAUUGGAUCAAAAGAACACAUGCAAGAGGGCCUUGUGCAGUUAUACGAUUUCAAACUUCAAUACCCUGAGGCUGAUGUACAACCAUUUUUGGUCAAAUCCCAUCAGUUUUUUCAAGACUUCAUAGAACAGGGAUUAAAGGAGAUCGACCAGGCACGAAAAAACCAAAAUAUUUUGUCACAAGCCAACAAUCAAUACUCUACAGAAACCACCGAAUCUUCGGCCGCAGUUGCUGAUGAAAAGGACUUAAUGGAUCCACUGUACAGGCUCGAGAAACUCCGAGCCCUCGAAGCACAAUGUAGAAUGACUCCCUCCCAGCCCAACCCACUAUGAAUGAUUAAGAAUAAGUGUAUUAAUUAGGUAAGCGGGACGAUACGUAUAUACAUGUAUGUGUAAGAUGAGUAUAUUUGUCCGACUUAUUUAUUCGCGUCUCAAAAUGUUCAAUCCCAUAGCGUUCAUCACUGAUUUUCCACCACAGUCAUCUUACGUGCGACUCUGCGAGAUUGUUUACUUGCUUUCGGUGAAUUAAUUUAAAUGAUUUGCACAGUUAACAGAAGACUUAAGCGACCGCGAAUCGUAGAAAUUAAUAUAGCUGCACCAUCAGACACGCGCUACAUCGAACAUUGUAACAGUUCUGCGUUCUAACUGUAGCAAUGUUACGUUUCUCAUAAUGUAACGAUGAUGCGUGCAUGCUUAUAAUUUGUUUCUUCCAUCUGUUAUGUAUAGUUAAUAAUAAUAAUAAUGUUACUACUUAUGUAAGAACGAUCAUAUAGUACAUGUAUGUAUAAGCAUACGAAACUUGCACGAUUUGAAUAUCACUCAUGUCAUACCUAGCAUGAUUUGAUUUUACGUUGUUUAUAAACUUCGUAUUUUUUUACGCUGGUUAUUAAAUAAAUUCAUUCUAUUUGAACUCGAUUAGAUUCACAAUCAUCAUAUCGUCGUUAUUUUCGCAAAACCUCCUAUUCUCGUAGAGAGAACUUUAAAUAAUGCGUCAUUAAAAAUCUAGAUUUUCGUAUUGUCCAAAAAAAAAGAAAAAAAAAAUGCAGUAAAGACAGAAUUAUUAAUUAAAAACAAAAGAAAAGAAAUUAUGGCUUUUUGAUUUUCGCUGCAUAUUUUAAUGUUCAAGAAUUAUAUACCUAUAGACACCGUACUGAAAAAGAUUGAUGCCUAUUGAAGCUUAAAUAUCACAAGUAUAAAUAUUUCUUUUUUUUACACAAGUCUUUAUAUGAAAAAUAAAAACUGGAGGCUUCGCGGAGACAACAGCGAUCUCUUCUAUUUAUUAAGGCGCAAAACUGUCAUAUCCCAAUAUUUAUGGAUAGGAUCAAAAGAUCACAAAGAUAGUAAUUAGCAAUCAACAUCGAUACCUCGAUGUUUAUUACUCGAUGUAAUAAAAAAAAGCGACGUUGAAUCGCAAAAAGCUCGUAACUCAAAAAUAUUCAGAAUUAGUCUUUUAAAUCUUUAUAUCUUUUAAAAUAAAGACGAUAGAUAUAUUUGAGAUAAUGUCGUGUACGUAUUCGAAUGUUGAUAAUUUAACUUCAAAAAAUGGUUUUGCGUCAUUCAAUUAUAGUCUCAUUAUAAAUUAUAUACUAUACUAAAUUAUACAUUACAAAUAAAACGCGUACACGAUAUAACUGCAAAUUACGAUUACUAAUGAUAUCGCAGUUAUUUUUCCACUGUUUGCGAAUAAACAUUACUGUAAGUAUUCGUGACUACUAAAUUUUUAAGUAACGAGAUUUUUGUGGCUUGACGAUGUGAAGAAUAUAUUCACCUUUCUACUAUAGGUGCAAAGAAGGAACGCGAAGGAAGCGUAGUUAAUAAUAUAUAAAAAGGAAAAAAAUAGAAUCUACUUUAUUAUCUAAAAACCUUACGACUCGAAGUUGCUGUAUUUGAGAACUUCCGAAUUAUCGCUUUUUCUGAAGACUUACAUUCUGUAGUGUAAAUAGAACAUGUAUAUACAUGCACCAAUAAAAAUGAUAUUCAA